Molecule: messenger RNA, 1152 nt
Organism: Salvia hispanica
Lineage: Eukaryota; Viridiplantae; Streptophyta; Magnoliopsida; Lamiales; Lamiaceae
Product: transcription factor GTE12-like
Molecular function (GO): protein binding
Source: RefSeq, a predicted model, not a curated record
AUGGCUGGAAACAGAACUCAAACAAUGCGGUGCAAUCUGAUGCAACUGCCUCACAAGGCUGCUACGAACAACACAGCUCGUUGUUCUUUGAAGUUCACAGUAACUUCCGAGGCAAACGUUGCAGUGAAUCCAUCUCGUAAACGGCGCUCAGAGAUGUCCAUUGAUGAUGACCAAUGGUGGAAAAAGCAGAAGAUGGGCUGCAAAGUGGCAGCUGAGUGCACUCAGCUUCUGAAAGGAUUGAUGGAUCGUAGAAUAGCACAGGGGUUCGCUAGGCCAGUCGAUCCAUUGAAGACUCCUCCUGAUUACUUCAAGAUGAUCAAGAAUCCAAUGGAUUUAGGAACAAUAAAACGUAAAUUGGAGAGGAAUAUGUACUCUGCUGCAAAUCAGUUUGCUGAUGACAUUGUGCUGACUUUCGGGAAUGCUAUGUUGUAUCACCCUCCUUCAUCUGAAGUUUAUCGCUUUGCAAGGCUAUUGGAUUGUAAUUUCAGGAGGAUGUGGGGAAUAUUGGCUGCAAAAUUGAAGCUAGUUGUAGAAAACAGUCAUCAAGUUAUGAAGCCAACAAUUGGCCUGAUCAAAGCUCCCAUAGCUGAAAAACGUGGCAGCUCAAGGCGCGUAUCAGUAGAGAAAAAAUUGAAGCUCGGACGAUUGAUUAAGAAUAUCAAGCCUGGAAAAGCAACACUGAAUGGCAGCACAUCUUUGAGCAAAACUGCGGACAAAGGUGUGAACCGUUGUCAAGAACCAGCUAUUGAUGCUCGUACUCGUGGGGUGGUUCCAAAUGAAGAAAAGAGUCCUUGCUCAACUCCUGCUGAAGGUGACCAAAUGUCGCCAAAGAAUGCUUUGCGGGCUGCAAUGCUCAAAAGACGUUUCGCUGAUACUAUCUUCAAAGCACAUCAGAAACUUUAUGAAAAAACAGGGAUUGAAGAACAAUUCGAAGCUGCUAAAAUGGCGUCUCGUGAGAGAGAAAGAAACGCUGCAAGGAUGGCACUAGAGAAGAUCAAAAAGACCGUUGAGAUCGAUAGUCCUCCAAACUUGCUGAGAGAGAUGGAUAUUCUAUUUGGUUGCUAUUCAAACCCCAAGUCAUUGGAGAGAAUUGGCUUUUACUUGAAGCAAAACUAUGUGGAAGAAGAUGAAGUAUAUGAGAAAGAAGAUUAA